AUGCAGGCUCCGGUGAUUGUUAUGAACACUAAUGCGGAAAGAGAGACUGGGCGGAAAGCUCAAGUCUCAAAUAUUACCGCUGCUAAGACUGUUUCUGACAUAAUUCGUACAUGUCUUGGACCUCGCUCAAUGCUUAAGAUGCUUCUCGAUCCGAUGGGCGGUGUCGUUCUAACCAAUGAUGGUAACGCUAUACUUCGCGAAGUCGAAGUAGCACACCCCGCUGCAAAAAGUAUGAUUGAGCUAAGCAGAACACAAGACGAAGAGGUUGGAGACGGUACCACCAGCGUUAUUAUAUUGGCUGGUGAAGUUCUAGCGCAGGCAUUGCCUUACUUGGAAAGGAAUGUUCAUCCAAUUGUCAUUAUAUCGGCAUUCAAAAAAGCUCUCGAAGACGCGAUAAAAGUUAUCGACGAUAUUUCUAAGCCAGUCAACGUUGAUGAUCAUGAUGAAAUGUUAAAGUUGGUGAAAAGCGCUAUUGGUACAAAGUUUGUGAGCCGAUGGAGUGAUAUGAUGUGUAAAUUGGCAUUGGAUGCGGUGAGAACUGUUGCUAAAGAGGAAGAUGGAAAACGUGAAAUCGACAUUAAAAGAUAUGCUCGCGUUGAAAAGGUUCCUGGUGGUGAAAUAGAAGAAUCCAGAGUUUUAGAUGGUAUCAUGCUAAACAAGGAUGUUACCCAUCCUAAUAUGCGACGAAAGAUUGAAAACCCUCGAAUAGUUUUAUUGGAUUGCCCUCUUGAAUAUAAGAAAGGAGAAUCACAGACUGCCGCAGAAAUUGUGGAUGAAAGUCAUUGGAAUAGAUUAUUGCAGAUCGAAGAGGAACAAAUAAAAGAAAUGUGUGACAGGAUCAUAUCAUUGAAGCCCGAUCUUGUAUUCACGGAAAAAGGAGUUUCUGAUCUCGCACAACAUUAUUUGGUGAAGGCUAACAUUACUGCUAUUCGGCGUGUACGUAAAACCGAUAAUAAUCGAAUUGCACGUGCUGUCGGUGCAAAUAUUGUAAAUCGACUCGAGGAUUUGAAAGAAGAGGACGUUGGUACAAAAUGUGGCUUAUUCAAUAUAGAAAAGAUUGGAGAUGAGUAUUUCAGUUUUCUUGUUAAAUGUGAAAAUCCGAAAGCAUGCACGAUUUUGCUUAGAGGGCCAUCAAAAGAUAUCCUAAACGAAGUAGAACGCAACCUUCAGGAUGCAAUGUGUGUUUCAAGAAACGUUUUCUUUAACCCCCUACUGGCUCCUGGUGGUGGUGCAACCGAGAUGGCUAUAAGUGUCAGGCUAUCCGAAAAUUCUAAGAAAUUGGAAGGAGUGGAACGAUGGCCAUAUAAAUCGAUUGCGGAAGCACUAGAGGUUAUCCCUAGAACUUUAAUUCAGAAUUGCGGUGGCAACUCCAUUAAAGUUUUAACGCAAUUAAGGGCUAAACAUGCUACCGGUAAUCAUACAUGGGGAAUUGAUGGUAUUUCUGGGAAUAUUGUUGACAUGAAUGAAUACGGCAUCUGGGAGCCCAACGCCGUAAAAGUUCAAACGAUUAAGACUGCCGUUGAGGCUGCUUGCUUGCUUCUUCGAGUAGAUGAUAUUGUAUCUG
This is a messenger RNA of Acaulospora morrowiae, 1564 nucleotides long. Lineage: Eukaryota; Fungi; Glomeromycota; Glomeromycetes; Diversisporales; Acaulosporaceae. The record is from the annotation of a GenBank genome assembly.